AUGGCCUGGGUCCUGUACUACUACACUCCAUCUGGCCCAGCCGCUGGCAUCUUUGUCGCCCUAUUCGGCCUAGUUACUAUCGUCCAUUUCUACCAGCUCAUCCGAACCCGGACCUGGUUCAUGGUCCCCUUUUGCAUUGGAGGCAUCCUGGAAAUAAUUGGCUACAUUGGCCGUCUCCUUUCCUCGCUGGAAACACCCGAUUGGACCAAGGGUCCGUAUGUCAUCCAGAGCGCCCUGAUUCUGAUCGCACCCGCUUUGCUCGCCGCGAGUAUCUAUAUGACCCUGGGCCGAAUCAUCCUCCUCCUCGAUGCUGAGAAAUGCUCGCUCAUCCGACUGCAAUGGUUAACCAAGAUUUUUGUAUCGGGUGACGUGCUUUCCUUUUUGAUGCAGGCGUCCGGCGCCGGCGUCAUGGUUGCAAACUCGAAUCCGUCCACCGGUGAACAUAUCAUUCUAGGUGGUCUAUUUGUGCAAAUUAUUUUCUUCGGCUUCUUCAUGAUUACGUCCAUGGUUUUUGAGAUACGCAUCCGCCGGAACCCUUCGCGUGCUUCGGUCGAACUGGCCCACGUCCGGCACCGUCACAUGGUAGCCCUUUACAUCACCAGUGCUCUGAUUUUAGUCCGCUCGGUGGUACGGGUGGUGGGGUAUCUGCAGGGAUACGAUGGAUAUCUCCUGCGACACGAGGUCUUUCUCUACGUCUUCGAUGCCCUUCUGAUGCUGGCGGCGAUGGGCGUGUUGCAAUAUACACACCCCAGCGAGGUCAAUUGCCUUCUGGGAUGGAGCAACAAGUACUUGGAGAAAGUGUUCCAGACGCGGCGGUCGGUAUCUCGGCCCGCAAUGGAGAUGGAUGGGAUGGCGUAG
Penicillium lagena is the source of this 858-nucleotide messenger RNA. RefSeq names its product RTA1 domain-containing protein. NCBI's taxonomy places the organism in Eukaryota, Fungi, Ascomycota, Eurotiomycetes, Eurotiales, Aspergillaceae. The coding region runs from base 1 to 858 and encodes 285 amino acids. The transcript is spliced from 3 exons. The record is from RefSeq and is a predicted model, not a curated record. Gene Ontology annotation, cellular component: membrane.